AUGACAUUGGCUACCCGUCAUGCCGACUUCACCCGUCAUGACAGUUUCUGGAAGGACAACGACAUGUGGCUCGACGAGUUCCGAGACUGGCCAAUGGAUUGGCCAAAGCCAAGAGACUUCUUCAACCGUUUUUCCCGUGACGUGGAUAGCUGGUGGAAGGAUUGGCCAACCGAUUGGCCUCGCAUGGACGCGGUCAUGCCAAGAUUCUCUACCCAACUCGACCGUGUGGAUCGUAACUGGAGAACCGAUCCAUAUUGGAUGAAUCUCUAUCCAAGAUGGGCAGAGCCAAUUUUCAAGGAGGGAAUCGAUGUGAACUCAAAUGUGGUUAAUGACGAACGCAAGUUUGCCGUUGACAUGGAUUGUUAUCAAUUCCGUCCUGAAGAGAUUCAAGUGAAAACUUUGGAUGACACACUGAUGAUUGAGGGGAAGCACGAGGAUAUCCGUGAUCGGGAUAACUUCACCAAGAUGUACUUUGUCCGAAAGUACCAACUUCCAAGAGAUGUUGACUACAACUCUAUCCAAAGCAGCAUUGAUGCUAAAGGACGUCUUCAAGUUGAAGCCAGCAAGUUCAAUAACAUGGCCAUCAAUGGUCGUGAGCGUCUGAUCCCAAUUGAGGGAGCUGGAAGAGCAUCUCCGAGAUAUGACAGUGGAACUCUCCGUUCCCAGGGUGGGCCAAAUUCUCCAAUCCAUGUGCAAACCGAACAAGAUGGGAGAAGCCACUCGAGCCGUAGUGGAUCCCGCUUGAAUGAUAGCCCAGGAUCUAGAGAUGUUUACUCGUCUCAUUCUUAUAGCUAUCAUCGUAGUGAUUCUCGCAAUCGUCUUUCUCCACAUGAUGUAAACACCACUAGAACCGACAACAAUCGCACCUAUAGUCCAGUUGCUUCUCGUGUUACCACCAGUGGCGCCUACAACACCGCUGGAAAUGCCAAUCUUCAUGAAGAGCGAUCAAGCUCUCGUGCUCAAUCUCACCGCUCAGAGAGUCGCAAUGGAGGAUACCGCGUCGAGUCUCCAGUCAGCACUACCACUGGAAUCCUUCGCAACGGAAACUCCGACUCUCCAAACUCGACUCAACGCGAGUACCGCUCCAUUCAAAUUCUCCGCAAAACGUAUUAA
Molecule: messenger RNA, 1113 nt
Organism: Caenorhabditis briggsae
Lineage: Eukaryota; Metazoa; Nematoda; Chromadorea; Rhabditida; Rhabditidae
Gene: Cbr-hsp-43
Product: Protein CBR-HSP-43
Exons: 6
Coding region: 1-1113 (370 amino acids)
Biological process (GO): protein refolding; response to heat
Molecular function (GO): protein folding chaperone
Source: RefSeq, a predicted model, not a curated record